AUGCCUUCCCCACCCUCUCCCCACCACAAUUAUCGCCAGGCGAUAAUCGACUUGUACAACAAGUACGACCCUGCCAAGGUGUCGCGCGUAGAUGAGCUGCUGCGCCGGUUUGUGGGGCGUGAGGAGGCCCUCGUGAAAGCCCUGGAGCGAAAGUUCGGCGAGGGCAUGGCAUCAGCGGGCGAGCAGGCCUCCACUUCGCACGGUGCGGCAUCCGCACAGGCCCCUGUGACGCUGGAAGGCAGCAGCUACUCUGAGCCUCCGCCAAACGCGCCGCUCAGUAUCAACAUUUCGAUCAAGUGUGAUGAUUCACGGCCGUCUGUGGUUGCAGAGCAGCCGGCGGCGUCGCCUUCCGACCCCGAUGCUGCGACGGACAGCGAGAAUGUAGACCGCAGUGUCUACCGCACGCGACUGCUGCGCCUGUAUCAAGCCUACGCCCCACUUCGUGUGAGUCAGGUCGAUCAUGAGCUAGACAACUACAAGGGGCGGGAAGAGGCAUAUCUGUGCGCCAUGGAGAAGAAACUUAGGGGGUUGCAGACCGCGGAGGGUGCCGAGGACUCCACCGAGGAGGUGUCGCUGCCUGCCACGCUAUCCCCUCUAGAAGUGGGUCUUCGCGACGACUGCCAGAGGCGCACCAAGCGCAGUGCCGGCUAUGAGGCCUCCACUGUUGGACUGCUGCGCAGUUACGAGACAGAUGCGCCAGAUCCAGCAAACGAUGCGGAGCGCCAGCUGCAGCGCUACCUGGGGCGAGAGGAGGAGGUCAUCCAGGAGGCUAUGGCCGAGCACGGCCCUGAGACAGUCGUCUCAGUUGUGGACACCGAGGCAACGAGCCCCGCAAUGGCAGCCGGCUUGAAGAAGGAGUACACAGCGACCCCACCCGCAAACAGCAUAGGCCCUUUGACGACGCCGUCUCCAAGUGCACCGCUGCCGAUAUCGACCACGUCUCAGGAGACGGCAAAGGCUGCCAAGCGCGCAGCCGAUGGGGUGGCACCUCCUCCCUCGGCAGCAACGACUCUUCCGACUCAGACCCGGGCUGCAGCAAUGCCUGCGGGAUCUUUGCAGGCGGCUUUAGCAAGGAAAGCCGAGAUACGCACCAGUGCAUCUCGACUCUCCAAGGCUGCUUUACCCGCGCGCAAAUGUGAGUCGGCCCGAACCCUCGACUUGAGCAGAGACGGAAUCGAUGCCUCGCUGAGCAGCACCAUGAGGGGGACGGCACUCUUCGAGGUCACUUUCUACGACUUCUUCCGCGUUCUGGGAAGCUUUCACGCGCAUGGACACGAGAGGGUGAGCCUGCGAGUGGCCAGCGUACUGCUCGGCGCCUUGUUCCCAGAGGUAUCACCGGCGAAAGUACCUUGGGAGCAUGGCGACAUGUCGUGCGUGAGCGAGAAGGAGGCCGGCGUGUCGGCUGACGAGAUGCGAGAGCUCAUCGUGCAAGGAGCAGCGCGGGAGCUGCGGAGCCAAGUUAGCGUAUCGAAUCGGCGUGUGGCGAAGUUUACACACUCACUGGUCCGGCGCAUGGCAAAGUUUGUGCGGACCUGUCGCAUGGCGGUGGUGCAGCUUCAGCGGCAGCCGCAUCCUCUCUCCGCUGGAUUCUGGGUGCAUCGCUCUGUUCUUCCGCGUGCUGUACCCCACUGGAAGCGGUGCUGGGCUACGACGAGCGCAGGCGGCGACGCCAUCUCCGUGUGCUACGUGGGUUCUCUCAAAGUGGAGUUGCGCAUUCCAUUUGCGCGUGUCGCGCGUUGCUACCGCGAGCGAAAUCCGGCUGGUGCGUCGCCUGUGUACGCGCGCAACGGCCUCGCUUUCCACCUGACAACGGGCACGCCGCCGUUGCUUGUUGUGGUGUGCCCGGAAUCGGGUGAUGUGACCACGCAACUCCUCUCCGCUUUCCGCUCGUGGAGCAGCUCGCCACGCGGCGUUGAUGAGAGGAGCACCGCAACGCACGUGGACUCCUCGCUGGUCCGGGCACCACUCUCACAAUGCGACGUCGCAGGAAGCAGCAGACACUUGGAAUCCAAUCAGGUCCGGGUUUGGGUGCUCGCGAGAGCCACGUCGACGUACGAGCCGCAAAGGUGGUGCGUGGAGGAUUUGUCGAUAUGCAUGGUGAACGAUCGCACUCGUGAGCUGCACACCUGCUCGGUGGCCGAUGUAGAAGGCGUGGUUGCUGAGAUGGAGCUGCCCGUGACACCGCCGGCGAGGCGCGCGCAUGGUUUUGUGCUGUGCUUUGGAAACGGCUCUGAUCCCUUGAUGGCGUUCACCGAGCAACCGCAAGACCGGACUCGGCUGGUUGGUCGGGUGUAUCAGAGCAAGGUGCUUCUUCAAGUAGAAGCGAAGGCAGCGGGCAAGGUCAACGGAGGUGGUUAG
Messenger RNA from Leishmania mexicana MHOM/GT/2001/U1103, 2358 nucleotides. RefSeq lists its product as hypothetical. The record is from RefSeq and is a predicted model, not a curated record. Lineage: Eukaryota; Euglenozoa; Kinetoplastea; Trypanosomatida; Trypanosomatidae. Bases 1 to 2358 code for a protein of 785 amino acids. The transcript has a single exon.